GUUUAUAAGAACUCUUCCAUUUUUUUCUCUUUCUUCAUUCUGUACAGUAAAAGGAGCAGAGAAAAAGAAGAACAAACAGAGUCAUCAAAAUUUGGGGAAAAUUCUUACAAGAGAAACGCAUAGAUUUUGAUUUGAGGAAAAAAAGGGGUGGUGUUGAAGUGGAUUUGUGAUGGUAAGGAGUGUUUGGUUGUGAGUAAAAUUCGGUUUUGUUUGGGUUUUGGGUGGUUAGAGAAAAGAGCGAAAGAGAAGGAAGAUUGGAGAUAUGAAUAGAGGAGGAAUUGGAAUUGGAGGGCCAAUGCGAAAGUCCUUUAAGGACUCUCUCAAAGUUCUUGAAGCUGAUAUUCAGCAUGCUAAUACUCUGGCAUCUGACUUUCCCCGAGAGUACGAUGGAGCUUGCCUACAGAUGAGAAUGUCCUACAGUCCAGCAGCUCACCUAUUCCUUUUCUUAGUGCAGUGGACUGAUUGCCACCUUGCUGGUGCCCUUGGAUUGUUGAGAAUUCUUAUUUACAAGGUUUAUGUUGAUGGCACCACAACCAUGUCAGUUCAUGAAAGGAAAGCAAGCAUUAGGGAGUUCUAUGCUGUUAUUUAUCCCUCCUUACUUCAACUUGAAAGAGGUGUUACUGAUUCAGAAGACAAAAAACAAAAAGCAGUUUGCCAGGAGAGAUACAGGAGAAGAGAUGAUGAGGAUUACAGACAAUCUUCUGACUCGGAUAUUGAAAGGGAAGACGAAUGUGGAAUCUGCAUGGAAAUGAACAGCAAAAUUGUCCUUCCCAAAUGCAAUCACGCCCUGUGUUUGAAAUGCUAUCGUGAAUGGCGUUCGAGGUCACAAUCAUGCCCUUUUUGCCGCGAUAGCCUUAAAAGGGUAAACUCUGGUGAUCUGUGGGUAUACAUGGACAACAAAGACAUCGUGGACAUGUCAACGAUAACAAGGGAGAAUCUGAGGAGGCUAUUCAUGUUUAUAGAUAAGCUACCCUUGAUCGUUCCAGAUAAUGUUUUUGAUCACUAUGAUACUCAUAUAAGGUAGAUGAACAAUGCUUUCAUUGGGGGGGAUUGAUCAUACUAAAGAUCAAGAAAUUGGUCUCGCUAGAUUUAGAAAUGCAGGUGGAUUACUUUAUCACCUUCUGAUUAGAAGAACCCGACCGAGUCAUCGUGGUGCAGGGGUUGAAGCCAAGUUAGAUUAGCCAAAAAAAUGGAGCUUUUUAAUUGUACCUCCUAAUUUGUACAUGCCUGUACAGUUCCAGUUUAACUUCUUGAAAACACAAGUGUACCCUUUUGUUGUUUGUUUUCUAAUCUUCAAGUAUGCCAUAAAUGCCAGCAUUUGAGCUUUCUCAAGUGCAGAGUUUUAUGGUUGCUAUUUAUAAGAGUGUAUAAUAUAUGAUGUACUUAGAUACCAAUCUGUAAUUUUCCCUUUUUUUUGCAAGCAUUUGAA
Messenger RNA from Solanum tuberosum (potato), 1429 nucleotides. RefSeq names its product E3 ubiquitin-protein ligase RNF8-like. The transcript has 5 exons. The record is from RefSeq and is a predicted model, not a curated record. Bases 263 to 1024 code for a protein of 253 amino acids. Lineage: Eukaryota; Viridiplantae; Streptophyta; Magnoliopsida; Solanales; Solanaceae. Gene Ontology annotation, molecular function: ubiquitin protein ligase activity. Gene Ontology annotation, biological process: protein ubiquitination.